Eimeria necatrix is the source of this 1337-nucleotide messenger RNA. RefSeq lists its product as hypothetical. Gene Ontology annotation, cellular component: GARP complex; membrane; EARP complex. The transcript has a single exon. The record is from RefSeq and is a predicted model, not a curated record. Lineage: Eukaryota; Apicomplexa; Conoidasida; Eucoccidiorida; Eimeriidae. Gene Ontology annotation, biological process: lysosomal transport; Golgi organization; Golgi vesicle transport. The annotation marks the transcript as partial.
AUGGCCUCCGGCGCAGCUCGGGGGGCCCCCAACGGCCCCCCGGCGGAGUCCGCGGCGCCAGGGGCCUCCCCAGCAGCAGCAGCUUCCGCGGCGGGCCGCCCCCGCAGCCGCGUAGAGCAAAUGCUGCAUCUGUAUUACGAAUUGGAGGAGUCGGAAGUGGCGGAGUCUGCUGCUGAGGACCGGGCGGGAGCAGCAGCAGCAGCAGCAGCAGCAGCAGCAGCGGGCGCAGCAGCAGCAGGAGGCGCCGGGGGAGCGGCGUCGGCUGAGGGCGCGAAGAAGGGCGCCGAGAGGGAGCCGCAGCAGCAGCGGCUUGGCGCAGCAGCAGCAGCAGCAGCAGCGGGCGCGGGGAGCGCAGUGAAGACGGCGCUGCAGCUGCUGCAGGAGAUCCCGUACCUGCAGCAGUCUGCUGCUGCUGCUGCUGCUGCUGGCGGGGGGUGCGGGGCGGGGGCCCCCGGGAGCGUGGCGAGCAGCGUGGCAGCAGCAGCAGCAGCAGCAGCAGCAGCAAGGGGGGAGCAGCUGGAAGCAGCAGCGCUGGACCUGGGGUCUGCGGAGUUCAACAUGCAGGCCUUUUUUGCUGCUGCGCUGCAGCAGUGCUCGCUGCAGCAGCUGCUGCGGCUGCAGCAGGAGCUGGAGAGCAGCAGCAAAACUCUCGAGCGAGAAAUGCAAACUUUAGUUUACGAAAACUACUCCAAGUUUUUGAGUGCCACAGAAGCUGUGGGGCGCGUGCGGGGGGCCCUGGGGGCCCUCGAGUUGCUGCUGCAGCAGCUAGCAGCAAAAGUGGCCCGCGUCGAGUGCAGCAGCAGCAAAGUCCUCGCCACGCUGCAGCAGCGGGCUGCAGCAAUUGAGGACUUAGUCGCAUUUAGGCAGCUCAUUCAGCAGCUCCAAACCCUCGCCACUCUUCCCCAUUUGCUGCGGCAGCACUUGGGGGCCCCCGACCCCCUGGGGGCCCUUCGGGUGUACGAACACUCCAGGCUCUUUUUGGCGCAGCAGCAAACUUCCUGCUGCCACCUUCCCCGCCUGUCUUUGCUCAAGGCUGACGCCGAUGCCCUCGCGGCCCGCGCCAAGCUGCUGCUGCUGCAGCAGCUCGACGCUCCCGCUGCAGCGGGGGCCCCGGGGGGCCCCCAGGGGGCCCCGGGGGCCCCGGGGGCCCCGGGGGGGCCCCUGGCGGCUUCCGGGGGCCCCGGGGGGCCCCUGGGCGGCCCGGGGGGCCCCGGGGGGCCCCCGGGGGCCCCCGCCGCUGCAGCGGGCCCCGCCGCGGAGGAGGGCCCGGGGGCCUCGGGGGCCCCCCGGGGGGCCCCCAGGGCCCAGCAUGCAGGGGGGGCCCCGGGGGGCCCCCC